GAUCAUGCAUGGAUGACGGAGGACAUCGACCGUUGGCAGUUUCUCACUUUCUCACUCUUGCCAUCCAUUGCGGAUCCAUUGCAUCAAUCAAUCAUCUCAAUGGAUGGCUGAAGUUCCUUGAAAAGCAUUUCUUUCACUGCCAUCUAGCUAGCUAGCCAUGUCCAACCAACUCUUACUUCGCCGCGUAGCAUCAGUGUCCUGUUGGAAACGAUUUGGUGUGAGGCACACUACAUCAAGUACUUCAUCUCAUCGAUGCCUCAGUACUACGAUUGAUCCUGGCAAUGAUGGCAAUGAUGAUGAUCGCAGUGUUUCCAUUGGCAAUGUCCGCGUGGACUCGGCUCCAGCGGGCAGUGAUCGACCAGAUCUGAUUCCUUCCUUGCAUCCAUAUGAAUCCACGUACAUUGCGCCAUGUCAAUUGAGUCAUUUGCGUUGGAUGUUGCAAAAGGAUUUGCGCUUGCACCAAGAUUUUCUACUCAUGGGACAUCCCGCUCUAGCCCGUGAUCGACGUCAUUUGGUGUUUUUGUAUGCCGCCUUGGUGGGACGAGAAGUGGAAUAUGUGGCCAUUUCACGCGAUACGUCCGAUGCCGAUUUGAAGCAACGCAAAGAAGUCGAUGGGCGAGCUUCUAUUUAUGUUCAUCAAGCUCCCGUUCGUGCUGCAUUGGAAGGACGGCUCUUGAUUUUGGAUUCCAUCGAAAAAGCAGAACGAAACGUUUUGCCCACACUCAAUAAUCUAUUGGAGAAUCGAGAAUUGUCAUUGGAUGAUGGAGGAUUGCUUGUCGCGCCGCACAUUUAUGAUCAGCAAGAACAAUCUUCUCCCAAUUCUAGUACUACUUCCACCAUUCAUCGCGUCCAUCCCGACUUUCGAGUGGCCGCAUUGGCCAGUGUCCCGGCAAAUCUCGAUCCACCCUUACGGUCGCGAUUCCAAGCACGAGUGGCCCAUCCCAUGGAUCCCGGAGAAAUGUUGCAUGUCUUGGCGGCCGUGCCCCAUCGCACUUUGGACUCCAAUCAACUCCAACAAUUGGUCGGAUUGGCAUCCACCGUCCCAGAUGGCAUUUCUUUGCAAUCGGUCGGUGAUGCCGCCAAUUAUCUGGAACACUACACGUCAAAAGUAUUGUCACCACGAGUGGCAUUGUUGCCACAUGGAUUGGGAAUGUUGAGUGUGGACGAUGUGGAGGAAGAAACUCCAGUUGCCAAACAACAACCAAACAACGACAACCACAAUCCAUCCUUUGUUCCGACUGCCACCACCCAAACAGUGCAAUCUCUGAUUCAAAAUGCGUUUGCCAGUGGCAAUCGUGCCGUCGCAUUGGUCGGCCCCAAGGGAUGUUACAAAUCGGCACUGGCGCGUCAGCUAGCUUCCCAAGACAACAAGAAAAUGGAACUCUUUAGUUUGUAUUCCGACAUGACGGCCCGGGAUUGCCUCUUGACACGGGGCACCGAUGGAGAUGGCAAUACCGUAUGGCGACCGACUCCCUUGACACGCGCGGUCCAACAAGGACAUGCCGUCAUUCUCGAUGGCAUUGAUAAAGUGGGCGCGGAUACGCUGACAUCGGCAUUGGCACUCUUGUUGGAACAGGGACAAGUCGAUUUGCCCAAUGGACAACGGCUGCAGGCGCCACCUGGAUUUUGUUGUAUUGCCUUGGCGCAUAGCGACAAUAAUUGGAUGACACCCGAAAUCCAGGGCAUGUUUCAUUGGAUUCGUGUGGAUCCUUUGCCCAGUCCGGAACUGAAAGAAGUAUUGACGGGAUUAUAUCCCUCGUUGGACGUCGCCACAUUGGACAAGAUCGUCAAUCUACGAGAUCGACUGGAUGCGGCCAUUACCAGUGGAGCCGCCGAUACGGCGGAGGAACAAGAGAGUCUCGUCUUGUCGUUGCGCAAAAUCAAACACAUUUGCAAACGAGUCGAACGACAAGAACAACAGGAAGAUUUGCCGCGGUUGGUCCACAAUGCCCUCUUGACCAGUCUCAUGCCCGAACGAGAACGAAAGAUUGUCAUGAAAUGCAUGAAAGAUUGUGGGAUUGUGGCAACCAAAAAGACACAACAAAAUCGACAACAACAAUCUUCCAGCAGCACUCUGCUCGAUGAAACAUUACUCGAGUCAUGCCGUCGGACUCCCAAGCAUCCAUUGCUGGUUCCCAAUCCUGUCUUUGAAGAAAAUCCAGGACACGCUCACGUGCUGAAUGACAUUCUAGAUGCCCACGCAGUCGGAGAACGGGCACUGCUCAUCAUGGGGUUCCAGGGAGUCGGAAAGAAUCGAGUGGUGGACUAUCUUCUCAACAAGCUGCAGUGCGAGAGAGAAUACCUGCAGCUGCACCGCGACACUACCGUGCAAUCGCUCUUGUCGUCGCCAUCGGUGGAAGAUGGUCGGAUCGUUUAUGGUGAUUCGCCACUGGUGAGAGCUGCCAAGCAUGGGCGGAUUCUGGUGGUCGAUGAAGCCGAUAAGGCUCCUGUAGAAGUGGUGGCCCUUCUCAAGGGUUUGAUUGAAGAUGGAGAACUUGCAUUGCCGGACGGACGGGUUUUGCGAUACAAUGAAACAGGAGCAGCGGACAGUGCUGUGGAUGAUGAUGAUACCAUAUUCAUUCAUCCCGACUUUCGUGUCUGGGCGCUGGCCAAUCCAUCAGGGUAUCCGUUUCAUGGAAACGACUUGGCAAGGGAAAUGGCUGAUGUGUUUUCGUGUCACACGGUCCCUGCUCUGGAUGCCGAGAGUCAAAGACGGAUCUUGAAACGAUACGGUCCCAAUGUAUCGGACAAUGUUAUCAAUACGAUCAUUGAUAUUUGGCAGGAUCUAAGGGAAUCGCACGAGAAAGGAGUCAUGGCAUAUCCCUUCUCCGUCCGGGAGGCAGUUUCGGUCAUCAAGCAUCUCAACCAAUUUCCGAGCGACGGACUGGAUGGAGCUCUGGAAAAUGUUAUUGCUUUUGAUCGAUUUGACAAUGUUACGUUGAAACAGCUUGCUAGUGUGUUCAAUCGACACGGAGUCCCUGUUUCGAUUGAAGUAUCGGGAAGAGCCUUGGAGGCUGGCACGGAAGGCGGCAUCUCGACACCUAGAACGCGAACAUCCAGCCCCAAGCACGGGAAAAUUGACGAGAAGAAUGAUCCCCACGUUGGUGGCAACACGUGGGCUGGUGGUUCUGGGGGAUCCGAUACGGCUGGGCUCGGAGGCCGCGGUGGACCAUACCGCUUAGAUUCAGGGCAUCCCGUUCACCAAGUGUCGGAUGAGAUGAAAGCCGAAGUUUCGGAAGAAGCCCAGCGAAAGGCUAGAGAAAUGGCCAGAGAUGCACUGGAACAAAAGUUGAAAGAGCUAAAUAUGGGGGAAUUGGAUUGGGAAAGAUACAAUCAUCUGCAUCAACAGGUUGCCGUUCAAAUACAACAAUUGCAAGUGCUUCUCAAGGAUAUCAAGCGUCGCAAACAGGAGCGAAUGUGGCUCAAGCGCCAAUCGACAGGUGAGCUCGAUGAUUCACGACUCGUUGAUGCUCUCGCUGGAGAGAAAGACGUAUUCAAGCGGCGUGGCCAAGCUAACGAGAACAACAACCCCAAUUCGGCCCAAGAUACUGAGCCGAUAGCCAUCAAGCUCGUUGUAGACGUCUCGGCGUCCAUGUACCGAUUCAAUGGUUUUGAUGGGCGAUUGCAACGACUAUUGGAGGCCACUCUGAUGAUCAUGGAGGCGCUUAAAGAUGAUGAACGAUUCGAGCUGAACAUUGUGGGUCAUAAUGGCGACAGCGCAGAGAUACCACUUGUCACUGGGGAAACCUCGCAAGACCCAAAAACACAACUACGUGUUCUGGAAAGUAUGGUUGCACACACUCAGUACACCUUCGCGGGUGAUAGUACUCUGGAGGCCAUUGAGUUGGCUGUCAGUCAGGCCCACGAGGGAGAUCUAGUCCUUGUGAUUAGCGAUGCCAAUUUGAAGCGCUAUCGCAUAGAUCCUACAGAAGUGAGUGCUCUUCUGAGACGGAAAGAUGUACAUGCUCACCUAGUUUUGAUAGGGGGCUUCGGAGAAGAACCCAUCAAGUUAGCACGGGCUAUCCCCAACGAGAGGGCACAGGUUUGCUUGGACAGCGCGGAACUACCUUUGAUCUUGAAGAAUAUUGUGGCAUCAGCCGCAAAGUAAAAAGAGUUGUGCGAGGAUAAGUCUCAGUUAAGUACCUGGUACGGUUUAUGUUCCAUGCU
Messenger RNA from Seminavis robusta, 4167 nucleotides. NCBI's taxonomy places the organism in Eukaryota, Bacillariophyta, Bacillariophyceae, Naviculales, Naviculaceae. The record is from the annotation of a GenBank genome assembly.